AUGGCUACCAAUGGACAUUUCGCCUCCUUAGGGGGCGAUAGCAGCGAUAAGACCGCUUAUGAGCACGGUGUACAAGUGAUCGAUGAAAACAAGGAAUUUAAUCCCAACCUGUCCAAGUACCUCAGUAUCGAAGAUGUUACGCCAGCUGGAUUCAACUACCACCUCAUCUCCGUGUUCGGCUCCCAGUCAACAGGCAAAUCCACCCUCCUGAACCAUCUCUUCGGCACCCGUUUCUCCGUCAUGUCCGAGUUGGAGCGGCGCCAGACCACCAAGGGAAUCUGGAUGUCCAAGAACAAGAACACCGAAGGCUCUAUGGCUAGCAAUAUACUCGUAAUGGAUGUUGAAGGUACGGACGGCCGUGAGAGAGGUGAAGAUCAGGACUUUGAGCGCAAAAGCGCUCUUUUCGCGCUAGCGACGAGUGAGGUCCUCAUUGUCAACAUUUGGGAACACCAGGUGGGGUUGUACCAGGGUGCAAACAUGGGCCUGCUGAAGACCGUGUUUGAGGUCAACCUGCAAUUGUUCCUGAAGGACAAGAACACCACCCACCGAUCACUACUGUUCUUCGUCAUUCGUGACUUUGUCGGUAUGACGCCCCUCAAAAACCUCCAGAAGACGUUGAUGGAGGAUAUGUCUCGCCUGUGGGAUUCGAUUUCCAAACCCGCCGGUUUGGAGAAGUCUACUGUGCACGAUUAUUUCGACUUCCAGUUCUACGGCCUCCCUCAUAAAGGCUACCAGCCGGAGCAAUUUGUCGCUGAAACGAAAAAGCUUAGUCUUCGAUUCCGUGAAGGCCACAAGGACCCCAGUCUGGACGCGCAGAAGGGAGAAUUUUCAGAUGGGGGUGUUUUCCUACCUGAGUACCACCGACGCAUCCCGGCGGACGGAUUUUCCAGAUAUGCUGAAGGGAUCUGGGACCAGAUUGUGAACAACAAAGAUCUGGACCUGCCGACCCAGCAGGAGCUUCUGGCACAGUUCCGCUGCGAUGAGAUCCUGCGUGAAGUGAUGGUCGCUUUCGACGAGGCCAUUGUUCCUUUCGAGGAUAAACAGUCUCAGGCGGCCCGUCUGGGUGAGCCAGAGAUCCUCGGCGGCUUGGGUGCAGCCAUGAGAACGGCGAGGGCCAAGGCUGUCAAGAGCUUCGAAACGGAAGCAAGCCGGUACCACAAGGGUGUCUACCAACGCAAGCGGGCUGAGCUUGAAAGCAAAAUCGAUACCCGUCUUAAGGCCCUGUUUCAGGGUCAGCUUAACGCCACCCACAAGUCCGGAAUCAACGAAUUUAGCGAUGCAGUUACUACUGCAGUCAAGUCUGGUCAGAAGAAAGGCACUGGGUAUGAUUUCGCUGAAAUUGUGAGCGAAGAGGUGAAAAAGGCCAUGGAGAAAUUCGAGGAAGUCGCCCGCACGACCACGGUGGAGGGCACGUCCUGGAGCGAUUAUUCGCAAGAGUUGGCGUUGUAUGAGAAAGAGCUUGCCGAGGUCAGUGCAAGGCUGAGAAGGGAUGAAAUGCGUCGUCUCGCUACUCGGGUCGAGCGAUGGGUGCAAUCUCGCCUGGGCGAAUCCGUUGGGCUCGAGUUCAAUGCUCUUGGAUCCGGCCGGGCUGGAGGUGGUGCUCCGGAAACCGGUGACAAGCCGACUGAGAAGAAGUUCUGGGACCGGGUGUGGAACGUUUUUGUUGAGACCGUCCUUGACGCCGAGAGGCGGUUUACCGACCGUGCCAGCAGCUUCGAUGCCAGCCUGGAAGAGGUGGACGUCGGCCUUUGGCGACUCCGACGGAAGUCCUGGGGCGUUCUCCGAGCCAAGAUUGACGAAGAAAUGAUCGAGGGCAACCUUCUGCUGAAGCUACGGGAGAAUUUCGAGGACAAGUUCCGCUACGACGAUGCUGGCGUUCCCCGGAUUUGGCGGCCUACCGACGACAUUGAAGGCGUGUACACCCGUGCUCGCGAAUCCACCUUGACACUGAUCCCUCUUUUGUCCAAAUUCAAGCUGUCGGAAACUUCGGCUCCCCCGCCUCUGGACCGCUGGGUUGGACAUACGCCUAGCUCUGCAACGGCCGCAGACGAGGAAGACCUGCCUCCGAUUGGCGGGGUGGAUGAAGAGGAAGGCAAGAGUUUGGAGGAAGAGAUGACGAUCCUCAGCGACUCCAAGCGGCAGGAACUGAUUGUUCGAUUCAAGAAGGCCGCCGACGGGGUGUAUGUCGAAGCCAAGCGGAGUGCUAUCGGCGGCAUGACCCAGGUGCCUCUGUAUUUCUAUGGUAUUCUCCUUGCGCUUGGCUGGAACGAGAUUAUUGCAGUCCUUCGGAACCCUGCAUAUUUCUUCCUGCUGUUUGUAUGCGCCGUGGCAGCCUAUGUGACCUACCAGCUUAACCUGUGGGGUCCCAUCUUGAAGAUGACCGAGGCUGCUUCCAACCAGGCGUUAGCGGAGGGGAAGAAGCGACUACGCGAGUUCCUUGAGUCGUCGGACACUGGCAGACAGGCCAUCGCCAUGUCUGCUUCUGGCUCGGAACAACACGAGAUGUCCCGCCUGAACAAACAGGGGAAAGCAGCGGCAAGCGAUGAAGACGGGGACGACUUGUAA
Molecule: messenger RNA, 2565 nt
Organism: Aspergillus terreus NIH2624
Lineage: Eukaryota; Fungi; Ascomycota; Eurotiomycetes; Eurotiales; Aspergillaceae
Gene: sey1
Product: dynamin-like GTPase SEY1
Exons: 3
Coding region: 1-2565 (854 amino acids)
Biological process (GO): endoplasmic reticulum membrane fusion
Cellular component (GO): endoplasmic reticulum
Molecular function (GO): GTP binding; GTPase activity
Source: RefSeq, a predicted model, not a curated record